This is a messenger RNA of Spodoptera litura, 5311 nucleotides long. RefSeq lists its product as uncharacterized. NCBI's taxonomy places the organism in Eukaryota, Metazoa, Arthropoda, Insecta, Lepidoptera, Noctuidae. The record is from RefSeq and is a predicted model, not a curated record. Gene Ontology annotation, cellular component: plasma membrane; signaling receptor complex. Gene Ontology annotation, molecular function: transmembrane receptor protein tyrosine kinase activity; ATP binding. Gene Ontology annotation, biological process: positive regulation of kinase activity; cell surface receptor protein tyrosine kinase signaling pathway; multicellular organism development.
GCCAACAUUGAGUGACGCGCGUAUUUAUGUUUCAAAUAAAAAUAUAAUCGAUUCGAAAUAUUACGUUUGUUUUUAUAUGUAAAUAUAAUUUGUUGAAGCUUGUGUUUGUAUGAAGUGAUGUCCAGUGUCCGUGUUAUGUUCCGUAUACCUCGCUCGUGUCCCGCGUAUGUCAUUGGAUUCGUUUAGCCAGUUGCAACAAACGAAAAUGUGACUGUUUGUUUUAAUGUCAAGUUUUAAUCGAUCGACGAUCGAAAAUGGGUUUUAUUGACGGUUUCUUCACGAUAUAAUGAUGAAGAUGAGAGAGUUUAUGAGGAUUACGUUGGUGUGUGUGUGCGCUUUCCUUUUGGCAGUGCGUGAGACAAGGUGUGAGGAUGAAGUGUCCGAAGUGGAGGAAGGAGGUGCCCUGAGAGGGGAGGAUCAGAAUGAGCAGAGGAAGGAUUCCAAAGGUCCCAUACCAGGUGGUGGUAGGCGGACGACAACGCAGAGCAGUGCAAACGCAACGAGGGAUUCGCAACUGCUCUCCCUGCUCGCCGCGCGAAGGCGACAGCUUCUCAACGAAAGACUGGCGACGCAUAUCAAUGCACUAGCGUCAUUAGCACAUAAGGCUAACAAAACCAACACAACAUUCGCCCAGUUGGAAGUCCGAGACUCAAAUAACUCUAUAGUGAAGAGGAUAACGUUUGAGAAUUCGAGCAAUGAACCUCCGUCGACAUUGAGGCUUAUAACCUCUGAUGGUUCGAAAGAAAUUCGACAAGACCUAAAACCACACGAAAUAAGACAUAUUUUCGUACCCAGGGUGUAUCAGGACUCGAAGAGCAGAGCAGGUUUUAUGAAUAACAGAAGAAGAGAGGGAAUCAAUAAGUCUGCAACAAUACCUGAACGUCUCGAAAUAACUGAAAGUAGUAUAGUAUACGUCCCACCUGAAAAGUACGAAAACCUGGAUAAAGAUGUUGAGUUAGACCCCGAGGAAGAAUUCCAGGUGGAUGAAUCAAAUCAUGGUCUUUAUCUACUUAACUAUUCAGACACAGAGAAUGUAACACAAAACACAAACGUUAAUACAACCGUCAGCGAUGUUAAAAAUAAUGGUACUGCGAUCGAAACUACAACGCAAUCUAGCGAAUCUUCUAAAAAUGAAACGUCCGAGAAACCUGUUCAAAAGGAAUCAGAAGAAAAACCAGAAACUAACAUUAUUGCCAACAGCACUGAGAGUAAAAAUACAAAGUUAAUAAAAGUCGACAAUGAAAAGGAAAAUCUCACAAGGUUUAUGACUGAUGAAAUUUACAACCAUUUUAGACCACUUGAAACUGAGUUACCCGUUGAAGAAAUGGCCCCUUUCAAAUAUUUCGGACAAAAAUUAGGAGGGCCGGCUAUAAGUGAUAAUCUUACUAACUCCCCAACACUAUCAGCAUCCACAAAAUCUGUGAAUUUUAUAGUAGCACCAUUGGAGAAAAGAAAGUUCAAUUCAAGAUAUUCAGCUACAGAAAAGUAUAAAAAUACUAGCGUAGACGAAGAAGAAAUUAAUGAAGAUAUGGACGUAUCAGUCGUUAAAAAUGUUAUAGAGAAAAAUAAAAUCAGAAAUACAGUCAAAGGGCCAGCUCCAGCACGCCACGUUGGAUUGGUUAAUGCUUAUAGAAAGUUUUCGACUACUGUUCCACCAACUACAAAAUCACCUAAUAUUGCUCAGCUCAAUGUUACUGAGUCCAUAGUUCAAUAUUCUACGCCUAGUAUUAUAGAUAAAAACAAAGAUAGUAAUAAGAUAAAUAGUACUGCAACCAGUAACCCCGCGUUAAAACUCAAUAGUACUAACACAACAAAAGACAAUCCAUUAAAUAAAACUAUGACGCCUCCCACUUCGCCAAGAAAUUUUACUAGAAAUUAUUCCAAUAUCAGGCGACGUCCAUUAAGAGUGACACCAGCUAGUACUGAAAUUACUCCAGUACUCAGCACAGCGAUAAUAAAUGCAACUACAACUGAGAAGGCAUCCACGUCUGUUUAUACAGCUGUAGUUACAUCAGUGUCUAUUACUUCUUCCAUGAAAGGGCAGAAUAAAACAGAUGGUACUUUGAAAGAUGAAGACAAUACUACAGUAUCAGAUAUUUUAGAAGUAACUAAUGGUACUAUCCCAAAAGCAACCACUAUUAAUGAAACCGAAAGUACGACAGUCAUGCCUUCAAGUUUCAGGCCUAAACACAUAAUUCGAAUAAGAACAACAACAACCGAUAAUCCAAAUCCUACGCCUAUUACGGCAUCUCCUGUAGCCAGUGAAUUAUCUACUAAGUAUGUACCGCUUAUCAAAAAUGAAACUGAAUCAAAGAUAUCUGAAAGAUUGGCUAGUUUAUUCCGACAGAGAAAUAUCGAAAAUGCGACAAACUCGACUAGAACUAAUAAGCAUAGGAGAAGGCGACCUACAACGACUACUUCUACAACUACUACGACUACGACUCCAGAACCAACAUUACAAUCAGCUGAGAGAGUUGCGGAAUCUCCUAUGUCUACCACCCCAACGACGGUCUAUGCUAGUUUCCUCACAUCAACGCUGCCUUCAACUACAACGGCCUUCAAACCAUUUGUAGUAACAUCUCGAACAUCGUCUGAAUCAAGUUCCAAACCAGUAUUAGUUCCAAGCAGUACAACUAGAAAUGACAAAACUGUCAAUAAAACGGCUGGUGAAGGAAUCGAAGUACCAGCAUCACAAAAUGAGGAGGUGGUUAUAGAGGCUGAGAAAACGUAUACCGCGUCAUAUGUUUUAGCUGGUUUAGGAUUUUUACCUGUUGCAGCAAUAGUAGCUUUUGUUCUUAGAAGUAUAUUGAAUAAGAAAACCAAAGAAAUCGAUACGGAGUACGAGGGGUACUUCGAAGAUGGGGAUAUUAAGAAGGAGUCACCUAUUACCCCUGUAGCAAGACCUCCACUGCCCACACCGACGAAGCCUGAUCAGAAAUGGGAGUUCCCAAGAAAUAAGUUACGUCUUCAAACAUUAUUAGGACAAGGGAACUUUGGUCAGGUAUGGAAAGCCGAAGCAGAUGAUCUAAAUGGCCACGAUGGACUGACACGGCUGGUGGCAGUUAAAAGCAUAAAAGAGACAGCCUCGCAGAAGGAGAAGCAGGAACUUCUUCACGAGAUAUACAUCAUGCAGAAGAUAGGAACACAUCCUAACGUUGUAACGAUACUUGCUUGUUGUACUGAACUAGAGCCCUAUCUUCUAAUAAUGGAGUACGUGAUGUGCGGCAAGCUGCUCACAUACCUGCGCGAGCGUCGGUCUCGACCUGACCGGUUCAGUGGCAGUGGAGCGCUCACGUCUAGGGACCUCACUGUCUUCGCUUACUGCGUGGCAAGAGGGAUGGACUAUAUUGCUUCUAAAGGGAUUGUUCAUCGGGAUCUGGCAGCACGUAAUGUAUUGGUGGAUCACAACAAGCUGUGUAAGAUUGCAGACUUCGGAAUGUCGAGGUGUGCGGGCUCAGGUGCCAGGCAAGCACGAGGUGCGCUACCUGUGCGCUGGAUGGCGCCCGAAGCUCUCCUUUACAACGUGCACAGCCACCAGACUGACGUCUGGGCCUUUGGCAUACUGCUGUGGGAGAUCGUCACGCUGGGUUCAACGCCAUAUGCUACGAUGUCAGGCCGUGAAGUGUUAGCAGCAGUCACGGAAGGCUACAGGCUGGAGCGGCCUCCACACUGCAAGCCACAGCUGUACCGGGCCAUGCACUCGUGCUGGCACGCAGACCCAUCCCAAAGACCCACCUUCGCCUCUCUGAAGUCUCAGCUUGCAGAGCUUCUUGACAAUGAACCUUCAGAAGGAAACUACGUGGACUUGGACUCCUUUUACCAAGAGUCCUCGGUUUACAGCGACCCGUCGGCCAUUAUUAACGAUGACGAAGGUCUCUCGGCAGAGUAUGACAGGGAGAGGCGGUGCUUUAGAGAGCUCAGCACCGGUCCAGCGAAAUUUGAGAAUCGAGCAUUCAACUUCCGCGAUGAAGAGCUACGAAACAAAUUCGGUAUCGGCACACCGCGGAUGGGAGGCUUCGGGAUCAGGGACGUUCCCUUCAACGAUAGGAACUUCUCCGACGGCGAGUUCAACGAACGAAACUUUCCGCAAGAAAAUUUCAGUGAUACGAAUUUCACUGAACGUAAGGAUGGGAAACUAUCGACUUCUAGUUUUCAUCGAGAGAGGGAGCGAGAGAGAGAGAACCCUUUGGUCAGUAGGAACAGCUUUAAUGGCUUUCCCAGGGUAGGCACUAGGGAUAGGGAUAAUCACUUCCAAAUGGCACCUGAUGGGAGAAAUAAGAGGGUAUCAGAAUUUGAAUGUGAUAUUUGAACGCGUCGCCAAGAUUGCGCUUGAUUGCUGCAUAGUAGCACCGAGUCGUGAUUUUAGCGUUACCUGUUGGAGAUAUAAUGGGCAUAGCUUAGUCUUAUAAACUGGUAGUAGUUUCAAAGAGAGGAGAUAAUAGUAAUUUGAUUACUGUGAUCUAUGUAAUGUACAUUUUGAAGGCGAAUUUGAUUCGACAUAAGAAUACGUAAGCUUUGUUUUGUAAGAGGUUGCAAAUUUAUAUUUUGAUACGUUUUGAUAAUAUUUAAGGAAUGGAGCUCUGAAUUGAUUGAUGGAAGACAAAGUUAUGCCUGCAAUAUCUUGGAACUUCACAUUCCGACUAAUUCAGUAGAACUCGACUGAAAUGUAAUUAAUACGUGUGUUUAUACUUAGGCAUAAUGCGCCAAACACUAGCACUGAUUUGACAGACACUGUAAUAUUGCACUAGUGUGGAAUCAUGACAUAUCAAGUUAGAAUUUCAUACAAAAUGAAAUUUCAUUACUUGACAACUAUGUUUAUAAUUGUAAAUAAUUUGUUAAUUUAUAACAGUAUUUUUAUAUUAAUGUAUGCCGUGGUUUCUAUGAAUAUUGUGUAAAUAAAAGCUGUUAUGUAUGUUGUCUAUGUAUACGUGUUACAGGUGGGUAGUUUUAUGUACACUUCGCAAUUGAUACAGAUUAUCAUUUUCACUUAGCUGUCUUCAUCGCGACAGCAAAUAUAAAAAAAAAAUGUAGUUCCAAUACGAAUUGCAUAAAGGUUUUCGAAGUAAGUUUCGUUUCCAUUUUCAACAUAUUGAUAUUUUAAGUAUCAAAUGUUUAAAUAAAGUUGGAUCAUAAUGGUGCUACACAUUAUAUUAUGGACAUAUUGUAAAUAUCAGAUGUUAUAUUAUACAGAGUGUUUUUAUUUUUUUAUAUUUUAUGUUAUUUACUCGCAGUUUUCUGUUUCUCUACUCCAGAUAUCGCUGUCUAGUCUCAAAAAUUGUAUGAUUGUAUGAUAGUAUUGGUUAUAGUAAGA